Messenger RNA from Thamnophis sirtalis, 1346 nucleotides. Lineage: Eukaryota; Metazoa; Chordata; Lepidosauria; Squamata; Natricidae. The record is from RefSeq and is a predicted model, not a curated record.
GCCACCCCGGGGAUCCCUCCCCGCCAGCCGCGUUUCGCCUGGGAUGAGCUCCGUGGGCGGCCUGGGCAGGGAAGAUCCCCUUUUCCCACUUGGGUCUCGUGAGCAAGCCCAGCCUGGGGCCUUCGUCAGCGGAGGAGGAGGAGGAAGGGAGCCACUGAGCCCCCCCGAGAGACGCUGAGGAUGGCCCAGUCCAGGUCCAGCAGUGGCUCCCACUACGCCCUGACAGCCAUUGGGCUGGGGAUGCUGGUCCUCGGAGUCAUCAUGGCCGUCUGGAACUUGGUCCCGGGCUUCGGCCUCAGCGCCAAGCCUCACCCGGCCGGCGGCCACCAUAACGAGACCGAGGUCAACAAGGGGCCCCUGCACAGGAACAAGACCUUCUCGGUGGCCUACGUCCUGGUGGGGGCCGGCGUCCUGCUGCUCCUCUUCUCCAUCUGCUUGACCAUCCGGGACAGAAGGAAGCCCAGGCACCGCGAGGACGACGACGUCCGGAUACGUCCGCAGCCCUCGGUCGAGCGGCCUCCCCCGGAGGACAGCCAAGAAGAGGACAACGAGAGCCUCUCCCGGUACUACGUGCCCAGCUAUGAGGAGGUGGUCAACGGGCUCUACCCGCAGCAGCCCCGGCUGGAGGCCGAGGGUGGCGCCCGCAUCAGCAUCUCCCUCCCUUCCUACGAGUCCCUGACGGGGCUGGAUGAGAGCCUCCCCACCAGGCCCAGCCCCACGGCAGCAGCAGGGACAGCAACGGGGGAGGCCCCCGGGGGGCAGCGCCCGCCCGCCCGGCAGAGCUCCCGCCUCAGCAAACGCCUGAAGCCGCUGAAAGUGCGCCGGAUCAAGUCGGAGAAGCUGCACCUGAAGAACCUCCAGCUGGGCGGCGGCACCCCUCCCGCCCGGGUCACCAUCGAGCCGCUCACUCCCCCUCCCCAGUACGACGAGGCUCCUCCUAAGCUGCCAGAUCCCCGGGAGGGGGAGCCCUGAAAACGCACCGGAGGGACCCCUAAGGGGCAGGAAGCCCCGGAGAGGCUUCUUCAGAACAAGAGGGGUGGGGGUUGUGUGCAAGCCAGAAGACCCCCUCCUCAGAAACCCCCCCCCCAUGGCUCAGCUGGACUUGCUUGCCCAACUGGACAAACGGGGUCAGGAGAAGAUUCGAUGACGCAGCCUUUCAGACGGCCUUCGUCCUCGUGAGCCUUCCUGGCCCACCCGGGAUUUAGGAAACGCCCCCCUUUUCCCUCCUCCAAGGGACUCCCCCCCCAUCAGACUCAGACCCUUCCUCCGUCUCUUUCCUCCGACCUGCGUGGAUGGACAGUUUGGGAAGGCUGCCAGAUCCCCUCUGGAAACCCGGCUCAAGGCGG